Messenger RNA from Plasmodium gonderi, 870 nucleotides. RefSeq names its product variable surface protein. Lineage: Eukaryota; Apicomplexa; Aconoidasida; Haemosporida; Plasmodiidae. Bases 1 to 870 code for a protein of 289 amino acids. The record is from RefSeq and is a predicted model, not a curated record. The transcript is spliced from 3 exons.
AUGAGUUCCUCUAUUCCAUUGACUAUUGAUUUUGAUUUUAGUGGUAUAUUUCCUACGUCUAUUGAAAAUUUUAAUAUUAUUGAAGAACAAAUUGGGAUAAAUUAUGCAACAGAUACUUUUUAUAAGGCAUGCAUUAAGAUUAAUAGUGAAUUUAAUAUAUGGGGAGAUAGUUUUCAUAGUAUUUGUGUUUUUCUUAGUAACUACUUAGAUCGUAUAAAGGAAAAAACAUCUAGUGAUAUAAAACCGUAUUGUAGGUAUUUCAACUACGUAUUAAAAAAUGAAUCAAAAAAAUUUUCAAAUUGUAUAGGAGAAAAACAGUGCUAUCAAAAAAUGAUUGAUGUAUACGAAAGAAAUAAAAGAACACAUAUGGAUAAAUGUAAAGAUGACGUAAUUGAUCUUACAGAUGAUAUAUUUACAAUAUUGAAUUAUCUGAAUUCAUUGUAUAAUAAUCUUAAAACAUUAAAAAAUAAAAGUGGUGCAUGCCAUUCCCAUAGUUCCUGCUUUAACAAUUAUAAGGAUUUUUUACAUAAAUGUAACAGUGUACAAAAUAUCAGUCUACAAGAAGUGAAGAAAAUUGUUGAAGAAGCAUAUAAGAACUAUAUUCCUAUCGAUUACGAUACUUCGGAUGCAUUACAAGACAUACGUUCUUCUCCAGGUGUCUCAGAUCAUGCACCUUCCUUAUAUAGUAUAAAUUCUCGAAAGUUUACACGAAGUCGUUUAUAUUUACAACAAAGAAUAAGGAUGUUAAAGGAAAUUUGGAACAAAAAAAGCAAAGAAGAUUUUACAUCAGAGAGCUCAUUCUUUUGUAAAUAUCAGGAAUAUAUAGAUAAAGGUAUGGAUAUAUCAUAUAAUAUAUUAGAAUACUCCUAA